Olea europaea var. sylvestris is the source of this 1098-nucleotide messenger RNA. RefSeq names its product protein MEI2-like 7. The record is from RefSeq and is a predicted model, not a curated record. NCBI's taxonomy places the organism in Eukaryota, Viridiplantae, Streptophyta, Magnoliopsida, Lamiales, Oleaceae. The coding region runs from base 1 to 1098 and encodes 365 amino acids. The transcript has 6 exons.
AUGACUUCCAAAUCCUUGAAUCCAAAAGCUGAAGAAUGGAAGCCACCGCUAUCCCAGCUUUCAGCUCCACUUCAACCGCUGCAACUGGUGACCUGCACUGCAGCUCAACUCCCUAAACAAUCAAGUUAUCACGCGAUCGUACCCUCGCCGCCUCAACCUUUUUAUCAGCCUCCUUUUAUUUCUUUUAUGCCGAAUCAUUAUUGGUAUUUUAUCUAUAGUCCCACGACCAUAUCAGUUGAUCAAACUCACGAUGUAUACUAUGAAGAAAAUUUGAAGAGUCACUGCAUUACAGGGGGGAAAGUUUUGGAGAGUUCUUGGAGAAGUCCAAAAUACUCCUUGAAGUGUUUGCCUCCCAGAUUUUUAAUUGCUAGAAGGGCCUGUAAUAUGGAAAAUAAGAAGAAGAAGAAGAAGAAGAAUUUUGGCAGACAAGAAUGGAGGCGUAGAAAGAAUCACAAAAAUUUUGAAAAUGGGGUUGUCGUUUCAUCUACUGAAGAAAACUUUUCACUUUCUGGAAAAACUACGGUGAUGAUCAAGAACAUACCUAAUCAGUUAAGCAUUUAUGAUUACUUGUCAUUAAAAAUGCUCCUAGUGAAUUCUAGUCACAUUUUGAGAGACGAUGUGCUGAAGUUUCUUGAUAAGCAUUGUCAGAUGUACGCUUCGACGUAUGAUUUUUUCUACUUGCCAAUGGAUUUCAGAAGCAAAGACAACCUAGGAUAUGCCUUUGCUAACUUCACAAAUGCUGUUGGUGCUAUAAAGAUCACAGAGAUUCUGCGAAACUACCAAUGGGGAAACAUUCAGACUUGUAAAGGGACCUUCGUUUCCAAGAAAAUAUGUGAAGUUACUUGGGCUAGAAUCCAAGGCAAGAAAGAUCUGGUGGCAAGAUUUGAGCAUUCGAAUUUCAGAUGUGAUCAACUGGAUUUCUUGCCUGUGGUUUUCGAUCCUCCUCGCAAUGGUUCUGAACCUAGUUCGGUAGAAAUUGUUGUCGGUAGAUUGCAGCCCAGGGCGAUAACUCUGAAAUCUGAUCAAGAUAUUUUGAGUAACAGUGUGGUGUGGGAUUUAGGCAGAAGAUGGAUCGACCUGUGUUUUCACUCUCCCUAG